Scylla paramamosain (green mud crab) is the source of this 1763-nucleotide messenger RNA. RefSeq names its product ras-associated and pleckstrin homology domains-containing protein 1-like. Bases 1 to 972 code for a protein of 323 amino acids. Lineage: Eukaryota; Metazoa; Arthropoda; Malacostraca; Decapoda; Portunidae. The record is from RefSeq and is a predicted model, not a curated record. The transcript is spliced from 13 exons.
AUGGGAUCUGCCACCCCGAGUGCGGCUGGGGUGGCGGAUCUUCAGGUGAUCCUUAUUUCCUAUGAAUUCAACACCAGGAAGUUUUCAAUGCUCAUCACCAGACGCAGCGUCCUACCACAGCUUCAACAGCAGGCAGCACUCGGACACUGCCGACAACUAGUCCCCUUAGUGUGUGUGCUGGGAGGACCUGAGCCACCUCCACCCCACCCUGCCCUGACACACUGGAUCCCCACCAAACCUCUCCCUGCCCCUCUCUGUGGGGGAGGAGGAGGUCUGCGCCCCGCCCGCCCCGGCCCAAUCACCUUCAGGCUUGGGGCAAAGGGUGCGCUGCGGCUGCCCCGCCCUGACCUGAAGGGCUUCCUGCCACAGGAGGAGGAGGAGGAGGAGGAGGAGGAGGAGAAAGAGGCGCGGGUGCCCCCCCGGGGGACACGACAGCGGCGACGACGAGCCCCCCGUCCUGCACCCCCCGGCCCCCGAGCCCCGCCCCACCCACCAUCAGCCACACCAGUCCCUACCACAGCCUCCGUCCCCCGCCCCACACCAGGAGCGACUCAGAGCUGCCCUCCGCUGCGCCCCCUGCUCCCCCUAAAGCAGCAGCAGCAGCAGCAGCAACAGCCACAGCAGGUGUACAGCUGGCCCUACCCUCCACAACCACAGCAGUUCCAGUACCCUUAUGAUGCAGCUGAGGGGACUGACACUGCCACCACCACCACCACCACCGCCACAACAAGGGUUAUUCAGGUGUUGCCCCAAUAUGCUUCAACCCCACAGCCCCACUCCCCCAUGACAGUGCAGGCAGGGAAUGUCAUACAGGUUGUUCCAGGGAGGUGGAGGUGGGCCACACACACCUGGGUUACCUGUGGCUUGGCUGAUCUCCCUCCUCCAGCAGGAAAAGCGUACCAGCCAGCCUGCCCACCACACCCAAGUCAACAACCACUCUGUCGUCACUGCAGAAAAACACAAUCAACAUGACCCGUUCUCCCCUAAGACUCAAAGGGUUCUCAAUGCAACACUGCUGAUUUCAAGAUACUGACAAGAACUGACUGUCACCUUGCUAUGUCCAACAGGAAAAGCGUACCAGCCAGCCUGCCCACCACACCCAAGUCAACAACCACUCUGUCGUCACUGCAGAAAAACACAAUCAACAUGACCCGUUCUCCCCUAAGAUGACUAUGUUGGUAACAGAACUCUGGCAGGAAGAGGUGACAUUGCCUCGGACAUUCAGAGUGAGGGAGACCUUUGCAGAGGACACAGAAGAGGUGAACCAGGCCAACACAAGACAGAUGGGAUGCAAGAACACUGUUGACACAUCAAUACUUCAUACAAGGCAAUAAAGCGGCUACCACCACCAUGACCACCAUGACCACCACCACCACCAUGACCACCGCCACCACCACCACCACCACCACCACCACCACCACCACCACCACCACCACCACAGCACUCAGCGUGGCACAGAAGGAACAGAGCCAGGCGGAAAACAAGGACUAAGAUCCACUGCCACUUCCAAAUAAGAGGUGAACCAGGCCAACACAAGACAGAUGGGAUGCAAGAACACUGUUGACACAUCAAUACUUCAUACAAGGCAAUAAAGCGGCUACCACCACCAUGACCACCAUGACCACCACCACCACCAUGACCACCGCCACCACCACCACCACCACCACCACCACCACCACCACCACCACCACCACCACAGCACUCAGCGUGGCACAGAAGGAACAGAGCCAGGCGGAAAACAAGGACUAAGAUCCACUGCCACU